UUGUCAAUUGUCCCUAAUGUUUUAAUAAUCUUAAAUGUCAUGAAAAUUAAAAGAUAAACCAUAAUUAAUGUUUUAAAUCGUUUUUCUAUUAAUGUACAUAGAAAAAGCAAGUAACGAACUGUUAUUUCUAUUAAAUGAAUUAUGGAAACGGGUAAUAAACGUUCUCCAACGAGAUGUCGAGAAUGGGAGCGUCAAAGACGUUACAAAUUCAACGAUGCCCUUACAAAACUCGGGGAAAUAGUAAUAUCUAUAAACAAAGCCAGGGAUUUAAUUGGAAGUGAAAAUGUGCAAUAUCCAAAAGUUGAAAUAGUGCAAAAAGCUAUCCUAUGCCUCACCGACUGCACACAUGAACAAACACAACUAAAAGCUGAAAUUUUAGCUUUGCAAGUGGAACUUGAAAGUGUCAAACAUAAAAAACAAUACAAAGAUGCAUCACAUCAAGUUUAUAUUGAAGUAAAUAAACAGGAGACAGAGACACAAGUAGCUGUAAGCACAAAAGAUGCCUCAAUUCAAGUGUCAUCGGGAGCUAUUAGGAGAACUAAAAAUGGAAAGCAUAUGAAGAUGAAAAUUCUGCAGAAAACAAAACAAAAUGCUCUAAAGGAGAAACUGGUAGUCAGUAAUGUUGAAACAAAUGUGCAAAAUCCAAAAAUAGCUAUAAAGGAACCAAAAAUAUAUCCAAGAAUAAGCUUAGGAAAUGAAAAAGCCCCAGAAAACACCAUUGUUGUGCUUCCCGCUGCACCAUAUAUAUUCCCUCAAAGGCCUUUAUUGAUCCCUCCAAUGCCACCUACCAUAGUAUUAGUAAACCCAAAUAUGCAAUCAGUGAAUAGACAUCCUGUACCAGUGAUUGGUAGAAAUAAUAAUGGGGAUAUAACAAAAACAACUAUGGUCAACAUAUUGCCGAUAUCGGCAUAUUCACGACCUUUAUCCGUCGCGAAAAAUAAGAAAAGUACAGUAAAAUUAAAAAACGAAUGUGCCAAAAAAGUUGUAAAAAGAUCAAAGACAAGCGAAAAAAAUGCAAAAGAAACUAAAGUGGAUGAGGCCAAUACUGCUAAAAUAAUAGAUGAACCAAAUAAAGAAGAUAAAGCUGCCAAUGAUAACAAUAAACAAAGUGAAGAAAAUAAAAAUGAUAAAUCGUUAAAACUUGAUGAAAAUGUCAUGGAAGAUAAACAAACUAUCAAUAAUAAAGCUAACGAAAACGAAGAACAAACUAGAAGUCUUGUCAAUAAUGAAACAAAAGUUUCAAAGAGUAACGAGGAAAACAUUAAAAGUAAAUUGGAUAAAGUAAUACUUGAGACUCCAAAAUCCAAAGAAUCCACGGUAACUGAAACAGGUCCAUCUACGUCCACUACAAUUUCAAUGAUCACACUAAUGAAAACCAUGAGUGGCAAUGAUAAUAAAGAUGAAAGUACCAAGGUAAAUAAAGUAACUGAAAAAGGCACUCCGAUAGACGAUAGAGAUAAAGAAAACAAGCUGCCUACAAUUUUAGAUACUGCAUUAUGUGAUGGUAACGUUGAGGCUGGAAAUGCACGUCUUGAAUUAGCGGAAGAGUUUCUAGCCGCUUCACCAACCGCUGCUUUUCUUAUGUCAUUUCCUUUGGUUAGCGGAAAUAGAGCGGAUAGCCCAGCAGAAGAACAUCAACCUGCUCCACAAACUUCUAAAGAUACUAAUCAGUCUUCCACGCAGAGACGUAAUGAAUUAGUAAAUCAACCCACUCAAUAUUACGAAAAAACAGAUAAUAAUGAAUUGAAAAUUAAAUGUCCUAAUAAAACUGCCUCUUCAAAUACAAUUAAACAAACUGAUCAACAAAAAUAUGUCGCUCAGACAUCUAAUAAAGACUCUCAAUCAAAAGCUAUAAACACAACGACAUCAAGUACCUCAAACGAGAACCCAUUUCUAAAUCUACCGAUGCCAUCACUAAUAUCGACUAAUUGUACAACAGCAGAUACUACAUUUGGGCUAGAAUUUGAUUGCAAUAUAAAUAAAACUUUGCCAAGUCAAUCAUCUAGUCUUGUGAGUAAUGGCAAUUUGUUCUAUAAAGGUGAUCCAUUUAGUACUGUUAAAAAUAAUAUUUACAGUUCAAGCAAUAUUACUUCUUCUCAUGAUUUCAAUACUCUAGGGCUAUAUCCGUGUGCUAUGGAAAAGUACACGACCAAGAAUAAAUCAGACUUCACAAACGUAGAAGAUAAUAUCAUGAAGAUGGGACCAUCAAGAUUAACAUAUGAUAUAGACUUGGGCUGGUCGCAUAAAAGCUUUGAUUUUGUUACAUGUACCACAACUUCAAAUACAUUUAGUAAAGAUAUUUUAACUACUGUGUCCGCGCCAUACUCGACGGCGUACAAUCCGUUUAAUCCAGACUUUCAUGUUCCCUUAGUCACAAACUCAAGUAAAAAAGAAAACCCAACAAACAAACCUGUUACGUUUGCUGAAACUUUUACCAGUUUUUAUUCUCAGUCAACUAAUCUGUGGGCAGAAGAUGUUCCAUUUUACACAAGUAAUAGUGGCACUAAGAUUCUACCAAAACAUCAGAAUUAUUUACCUCUAGAACACAUUCAAUCCAAUAUUAAUCCUAAAAAUAACGAUACUAAGUCCUAUCAAUCGAAACAAAAUGUCGACACAGGCUUGAAUACGGGGACAAAAUCAAAUGCAAGCUUACAAAUGUCGGAAAAAUACACAAAAAAAUCGUCUAAUAAAAUGCACAUUAACUGGAUGACAUCUGAAAUAAGACCAAUGCAAAAUAAUUGCACAACAGUACACUGUGAAGCUAAAGAUGCAAAUAAAAUAACAUUUAAUCAUUCAGAUCAAAAGUCUUCAUACAGCAAUCUGGAAAACGCAUCCAAAAAACAAGACCUUGAAAGUAACUACUUUCCCUUAGCAAUGCAUAAUUUUACUACGCAAACUGCCCAAGAAGAUUUGCAAAUAUGGCCUCCAGCAAGACCCUUAGGAACCACUGAAAUAAGUAUAGAACCUCCUCCCAUGAACUUGCCAACAUUAGUUGGCGAUUUGGCAUUAGGACCACACGAUAAAAAGAAAAAUUUAGACGUAAUAAAUAGAACACUGCCGCAUAGCGAAAUUAAUAACUGCGGGAAUUUCCUAUCUGUUACACAACUAAUGAACCGUUCAACGGAUACUAUGCAUUCUCGUUAUCAACCAUCCAAUGUGGAAACGUCUAAAACAAUUCCUACAAAAGAAAAUGUUUUGCAUUUCACAAACGAGAGUAAUCGUAAAAUCAUGAAUUCUCGGCCAGAAAAUAAUUUAGCUCAACCUUGCUACGCGUUAAAUGAACCAAAAUUAGUCCAACCUUAUGAAACUAAUAUGACCCAUUUUUCACACACAAAAGCAAAAACAAAUAAUAAACCAGAGAAAAAUUCUAAAUCACAUAAAAAUAAUUAUUCUGCUGAAGCUUUAAUAAGAGGAGGCAGUUGUACUCAAAAAAUACAAGAUCCAAGUGGCGCGAAAUUUAUGAUGACGACACAAAAAUACAAUGAUUUCAACGCUACGCAAGACAGUAGCAUAGCACAAGUGUCUCAUUUUCCGCCGAUCAUAGAUUAUUCUGAUAACGGUUAUGCCGGUCAACAAUUUUCUGGAACGACCCUGUAUAAUGCCACUACCAACACGAUAUCCAAUUCUUUUUAUUCAAAUUUUAUGCCAGGAAGCAGCAAUUUGAUGUCCAGUAAUUAUGCAAGCGGAGCUUUUACAAGUGACUAUAUUGAUUAUAAUCAGUCAGCUGAAUGUAAUUAUACCAAUCAAAAAUAUGAGGAAUUAAAAGUAAAAAAUAAUUUAACCACAUUCCACCAAGAUAAAAUACCUUCAAAUUAUAAAAGUUCCAGAAGAGAAUCCGCCACGAAACACAAGUUGGAAUGUUCCAAAAAAGAGUCUAACAAGAAAUACCAAAGCAAGAGAGCUAAACCAAAUGUAGAAGGAGAGGAUUGGAAUGACCCUUCGCAUUUGUUAUGGCAAAAUAAGGUAGCCAAUAAGAGGCAUUCGAAUCUAACGUCAGAAGAAAUACAUUUCCCAAAUUACGUGAGCAAUCAAAUGAGUACACAAUACCAAUCCGAAUUCUUUAACAGCCAUCUCAUGCCGUCCAAUAUGCAAAGCGUCGGACACAACGUCGACAGAACACUUUCUACUUUCCCAGUAACUUCUCGGGCUAAUUUCAACCUGAGUACAAUUUUCCCGGAAAUUGCUAUGAAAGUGCAAUGAUGACACGCCUGCUAGUAACAGAAGAAGAAAAAGGAGCCAAGCGAGCAUCAUCGAGAAAUAAUAUUAAAGCACUGUAAAGAAAAUUGUUGCAAGACAUAAGUAAUGCACAGUAGAAACUAAAUGCACACAAUACGAAAAGUUAAGUCAAGCAGACGUGGUGCGUGUGCAAUGUUAUCGGGGACGUAGCUACCGACAUAUAUGCCG
Manduca sexta (tobacco hornworm) is the source of this 4404-nucleotide messenger RNA. RefSeq lists its product as uncharacterized. NCBI's taxonomy places the organism in Eukaryota, Metazoa, Arthropoda, Insecta, Lepidoptera, Sphingidae. The coding region runs from base 142 to 4200 and encodes 1352 amino acids. The transcript has 6 exons. The record is from RefSeq and is a predicted model, not a curated record. Gene Ontology annotation, molecular function: protein dimerization activity.